Molecule: messenger RNA, 877 nt
Organism: Cucumis melo (muskmelon)
Lineage: Eukaryota; Viridiplantae; Streptophyta; Magnoliopsida; Cucurbitales; Cucurbitaceae
Product: protein CHLORORESPIRATORY REDUCTION 7, chloroplastic
Exons: 3
Coding region: 158-703 (181 amino acids)
Cellular component (GO): chloroplast stroma
Source: RefSeq, a predicted model, not a curated record
AAAUGCUAUCCACCACCAUUUUUCUAAAAUUUAAUCUUUUCUUUUCCCUCAAAAGUAGAUAGACAUGUAUGGACUAAAAUUAGAAGAGUAAAAUGGGAAAUAUGGGAAAAUAUGGCGGGCAAGUAGUGGAAAGAAAAACAUUAUCCCCAACCAAAGAAUGAGUUUUUUUUCUGCAGCUUCUUCUUCCCUAAACAAAGCAAGCGAAAAGGCUCAAAUGGAGACAGCUCUUCACAAACACCUCCAAAGCUUCAAUGGAACAAUGCUUUCUGCCAACUCUAAACUCUAUUGGUCGUUUAAAACAGCAAGAGCAGCAAAGCGAGAUUACAAAUUGGGAGAAUCAAUAAUAAAUGUUUCAAAGUGCUUUUUGGGUGCUUCAUCUCGUCUUUGCAGUCUUCCCACUGCUUCUUCCAAACACCAACAACAACAAAUCAAGGUAUACGGAAGUAGAAGAAGAAGGGUAAAUGAAAGUAGUGAUACAUAUGUACUAUUAGAGCCUGGAGAAGAAGAGAAAUUUGUUUCCAAACAAGAAUUGGAAACCAUUUUGAAGGAUUGGCUUGAGAAUUGGCCAACUUCCCUUCCGCCUGAUCUCUCUCGCUUUCAAUGCAUCGAGGAAGCUGUUUCUUUCUUAGUCAAGUCUGUUUGUGAACUUGAAAUUGAUGGAGACGUGGGAUCAAUUCAGUGGUAUCAAGUUCGUCUCGACUGACUCGUCAGGCAAACUUUAAAUUUGGCUAGUUUUUCCUUUUCGAGUCGUUUUUGUUGUUUGGGAAUAUGUCCUUAAACUGUUUUAAGAUGCGCCUUAAACAAACAUAUUCGCAAUCUCCAUAAUUUUCAUAUUAAUAGAAAGAGGAAAAAGGAGUCGAUAUAUAUUUUUAUCAAA